UUCAAAAAUUCUCCGAAUCAGAUAUGCAAUUAAAUUCCGUAUCCAAAUCCUUAUUCCAGCUAAUUUGUUCAUUGAACCUACCCCCAUCAAAUCCAAAAUAAAUCCCUACCUAUCCAAACAUUAAAUUUGUUGGAUAAAGUUGCAAAAAAAAAAAAAAAUUAAAUAAAAGCCACCCCUAAAAUUACCACAUACACCUCUCCUUCCUCCUCCUUCCCCUCCAAACGUCUGUAAAAACCCUCCCCUUACCGCUCAAGAUUUACAGUUUCACAGCAAACAAAAGAAUUUGAAAAAUCAUAACGGUCUGAAGGGCUCCGACAAAACAAAAAUCCUUAAAAAAUCGAAAAAAAUAACGUUGUUUUGGUGGAGUUAUGUCGGACACGUUUUGCCGCGACUGUAAUAGUCUGACGGAGGUUGUCUUCGACCACAGAGCGGGCGACGCGAUAUGCUCCGAGUGCGGCCUCGUACUGGAGGCGCAUACCGUCGACGAGACCGCUGAGUGGCGCUCCUUCGCAGACGAUUCCAACGACAACGACCCGAACCGUGUCGGGGGACCUGUUAACCCGCUUUUGUCAGAAGCUGGGCUUUCCACCGUCAUCGCCAGGCCCAGAAAUGGCGGCUCCUCCUCCGAAGCCUUGCCCCCCUCUGUCGGGAAGUGGCAAGGCCGCGCCUCUAAGCCCGACCGUCAUCUUCUCGACGUCUUCGGUGCAAUUGCCGUGAUGGCCGACAGGUUGGGACUUGUUACAACCAUAAAGGAUCGAGCCAAUGAAAUAUACAAGAAGGUAGAAGAUCAAAAACCUCUCCGAGGGAGAAAUCAAGAUGCAGUUGUGGCUGCUUGCCUUUACAUUGCCUGUAGACAAGAAAAUAAGGCUCGUACUAUGAAAGAAAUAUGCACUGCAGUCAGUGGAGCUACCAAGAAGGAAAUUGGACGGGCAAAAGAGUUCGUUUUGAAACACCUGGAAGCCGAGCUUGGUCAGGAAAUGGGAACUAUCCAUGCUGGAGAUUAUUUGAGACGCUUUUGUUCCAAUCUUGGAAUGCAGAAUCGGGAUGUCAAGGCUGCACAAGAAAUGGUGCAGAACAUUGAAGAGCUUGUUAUAAGGAGGAGCCCCAUAUCGGUGGCAGCUGCCGUUAUUUAUACCAUUAAUCAACUAUCAGAUGAGAAAAUGUCUCUUAAAGAGAUCUCGGUUGCUACUCAAGUUGCUGAAGGGACGAUCAAGAACUCCUACAAAGACCUGCAUCCUCAUCUAGCAAGGAUAAUACCGAACUGGUUCGCCAACGAGGAAUGUGUCAAGAAUCUGCAGCCCUAGAACUUGAAGGUGGUGAUCAUAGACUCAUACUUAAAUUAAGUAGGAACAAUUUGAAAUCAAUAAUAUAUGCAGGAAGCAUCAGAAAGUGUAGUAUUUUUAAUAUUUCGUUGUAUGAAGCGGUUAGGAAUUCGUUCUUUCUGCCUUUUCCUUGUACUGUUUUUUCAUUUCUUUGUGAGUAGAAUGAAGUAGGGUUUUCCUUGA
Messenger RNA from Pyrus x bretschneideri (Chinese white pear), 1505 nucleotides. Its product is annotated as transcription initiation factor IIB-like. NCBI's taxonomy places the organism in Eukaryota, Viridiplantae, Streptophyta, Magnoliopsida, Rosales, Rosaceae. The transcript has 7 exons. Bases 369 to 1304 code for a protein of 311 amino acids. Gene Ontology annotation, molecular function: TBP-class protein binding. Gene Ontology annotation, biological process: transcription preinitiation complex assembly; DNA-templated transcription initiation. The record is from RefSeq and is a predicted model, not a curated record. Gene Ontology annotation, cellular component: nucleus; transcription preinitiation complex.